Labrus bergylta (ballan wrasse) is the source of this 1780-nucleotide messenger RNA. It is a transcript of the gene pole2, whose product is annotated as polymerase (DNA directed), epsilon 2. Gene Ontology annotation, cellular component: epsilon DNA polymerase complex. The record is from RefSeq and is a predicted model, not a curated record. Gene Ontology annotation, molecular function: DNA binding. Gene Ontology annotation, biological process: DNA-templated DNA replication; error-prone translesion synthesis. Lineage: Eukaryota; Metazoa; Chordata; Actinopteri; Labriformes; Labridae.
UUACCGCCAACUCUUGAGUUGCACAGCAACAAACAUGGACGUGUCUCGCAAAAUAAAGACGAAAGUGUCCUCCGGCUUCAAGAUGCGGGGACUUAUACUACGGCCGGAAGCCAGCAGAUACCUCGUGGAGGUGCUCGAGUCCAUCAACGCGUCUGAACUGGAUGACAUUAUCGAUAAGGUGCUGGAUGCAGUGGAGAAACAACCACUGUCCUCCAGUAUGAUAGAGCUGUCUGUGGUGGAAAGUGCUGUGCAGGAUUGCACUCAGUCUUGUGAUGAAACCAUAGAUAAUGUUUUUAACAUCAUUGGAGCCUACGAUGUGCCCAGAUACAUUUACAGUGUGGAGCGGAAGAAGUUUGUACCCAUUAGCAUGACGAGCCAUCCAGCCCCCAGUCUGUGUGGUGUGGCCAAAGACAAAGCUGAACUCUUCAGGGAGCGCUACACCAUCUUACAACAGCGUACACAUCGACACGAGCUCUUCACCCCUCCUGCAAUCGGAGCCGCUGUAGAAGAGGGUCAAAACAAAUUUCAGCUGAAAACAAUUGAAGCGCUGCUGGGCAGCACGGCUAAACUGGGAGAGGUGAUUGUACUGGGGAUGGUCACACAACUCAAAGAGGGUAAAUAUUACCUUGAGGACCUGAGUGGAACAGUUCAGCUGGACAUGUCUAAAGCACAGUUUCACAACGGCCUGUACACAGAGUCCUGCUUUGUCCUGGCAGAGGGUUGGUAUGAGGACUCGGUUUUCCACGUUAAUGGCUUUGGGUUCCCGCCAACAGAGCCGUCAUCGGGCACAAGGGCGUACUACGGCAACAUAAACUUCUUUGGGGGUCCCUCGACCACCUCUGUGAAGGCCUCAGCCAAGCUGAAGCAGCUGGAGGAGGAGAACGAGGACGCCAUGUUCGUCAUUGUUUCCGACGUCUGGUUGGACAGCGUUGAAGUGAUGGAGAAGAUUAACUUAAUGUUCUCAGGCUAUGCUACAAUGCCGCCCACUUGUUUCAUAUUCUGUGGUAACUUCUCCUCCACCCCGUACGGGAAAACACAAAUCAAAUCACUCAAAGAAUCGUUGAAGGCCCUUGCUGAUGCCAUAUGUUCAUAUCCCAGCAUUCACAGCAGUAGUCGCUUUGUGUUUGUCCCCGGCCCUGAGGACCCCGGUCCAGGCACCAUCCUGCCACGGCCCCCCUUGGCAGAUCACAUCACAGAGGAGUUCAGACAGAGGGUGCCAUUUUCUGUGUUCACUACCAACCCAUGCAGGAUUCAGUACUGCAGCCAGGAAAUCGUCAUUAUCAGAGAAGACCUGGUCAACAAGAUGUGCAGGAACUGUGUCAGGUUGCCCAAUAACAAUCUUGACAUUCCAAACCAUUUUGUUAAGACCAUCCUGUCCCAGGGUCACUUGACUCCCCUGCCUCUGUACGUCAGUCCUGUAUUCUGGGCGUACGACUACUCCCUACGCGUCUACCCAGUCCCCGAUGUCAUCAUCUUUGCGGAUAAAUACGACCCCUUCAGCAUCACAAACGUGGACUGCCUCUGUGUCAACCCGGGCUCAUUCCCCAGAAGCGGUUUCACAUUUAAGGUGUACUAUCCAUCCAGCAGAACCGUUGAGGACAGCAAACUUCAGGGACUCUAAAGAAAAUCAUGGAUUUAAAAAUCAGUCAUUUUGUCUUGAUCGUGUUCGCUUCAAAUGAUUUAGUAAUUAGACUGUUGCAGAUUUUUAUUGUGUAUGUAUGUGUGUGUGUUUAUCAUAUGUUCUUUAAUGAAUAAUAAAGUUUUUAUACUUUGUACUUAG